AAGUGACCUGUCAUCUCUCUCUAUCGAAAAACGAAGAUAUGGAUAGUCAUGAAGGUUGUUGCGGCAGCGACGAAAAGUCCGAGAUGAUACCGACGGAGGAAGCUCUUAGGAUAGUACUCAGCGUCUCCGAGCGAUUGCCUCCGGUAGCCGUAUCACUACAUGAAGCGCUAGGGAAAGUGUUGGCGGAAGAUAUUCGCGCUCCUGAUCCUCUGCCUCCGUAUCCAGCUUCCGUCAAGGAUGGAUAUGCGGUUGUUGCUUCAGAUGGUCCUGGAGAGUAUCCGGUGAUUACAGAAUCAAGAGCUGGGAAUGAUGGCUUGGGUGUGACUGUUACUCCUGGAGCUGUGGCUUAUGUUACAACUGGUGGACCUAUACCUGAUGGUGCCGAUGCAGUUGUCCAAGUUGAGGACACUGAAAUAAUUGGAGACGUCUCAACUGAGCCAAGAAGAGUCAAAAUACUGAUUCAAACCAAGAAAGGCACUGACAUCCGUAGGGUGGGUUGUGACAUUGAGAAAGAUGCAACUGUACUAAAAACUGGAGAAAGGAUUGGUGCCUCAGAAAUUGGCUUGCUAGCAACUGCCGGAGUAACCUUGGUGAAGGUAUAUCCUAUGCCGACAGUUGCUGUUCUCUCUACUGGGGAUGAACUUGUCGAGCCAACAGCUGGGACUUUAGGUCGUGGUCAGAUAAGGGACUCAAAUCGAGCAAUGUUAGUGGCAGCAGUGAUGCAGCAGCAAUGCAAAGUUGUUGAUCUCGGAAUCGUCAGAGAUGAUAGAAAGGAGCUUGAGAGAGUUUUGGAUGAAGUCAUAUCCUCUGGAGUCGAUAUUAUUCUAUCGUCUGGUGGUGUUUCAAUGGGAGACAGGGAUUUUGUCAAGCCAUUGCUCAAAGAGAAAGGGAAAGUACAUUUCAGCAAGGUAUUAAUGAAACCUGGGAAACCUUUGACGUUUGCUGAGAUCAGUGCAAAACCAACUGGAAGUAUGAUGGGGAAAACAGUCCUAGCAUUUGGGUUACCAGGAAAUCCUGUAAGCUGUUUAGUUUGUUUCAAUCUCUUUGUUGUGCCUGCAAUCCGCCAGCUUGCAGGAUGGACAAGCCCCCAUCCAGUGAGAGUGCAAGCUCGACUUCAGCAGCCUAUAAAGUCAGAUUCCCUCCGUCCGGAGUUUCAUCGAGCCAUCAUCAAAUGGAAAGAGAACGAUGGAUCAGGAACUUCCGGAUUUAUUGCUGAGAGCACAGGACAUCAGAUGAGCAGUCGGCUUUUAAGUAUGAGGUCGGCUAAUGCUCUGUUGGAGUUGCCUGCUACGGGGAAUGUGCUUUCUGCUGGAACUUCGGUAUCAGCUGUAGUCGUUUCCGAUAUCAGUGGCUUCUCUGUAGAUAAGAGAAACACAUCAUCAAAACCAGUAUCUAUUCCGAAAGAAGUGAAGAAGGAUCAUGUACAUGGGCCUGGUUAUAAUGUGGCUAUACUUACUGUUAGUGAUACUGUCUCAGUUGGGGCUGGACCUGAUCGAAGCGGGCCCAGGGCUGUAUCAGUGAUUAAUUCCUCGUCUGAAAAACUGGGAGGAGCGAAGGUAGUUGCAACAGCUGUUGUCCCCGAUGAAGUUGAAAGAAUCAAAGACAUUCUUCAGAAAUGGAGCGAUGUUGACGAAAUUGAUCUCAUUCUUACACUUGGUGGUACUGGCUUCACUCCAAGAGACGUAACACCUGAAGCAACGAAACAAGUGAUUCAGAGAGAAACACCUGGUCUUCUCUUCGUUAUGAUGCAAGAGAGCUUAAAGAUCACGCCAUUUGCGAUGCUAUCACGCUCUGCAGCAGGAAUUAGAGGCUCAACAUUGAUAAUCAACAUGCCCGGGAACCCAAACGCAGUGGCCGAGUGUAUGGAGGCACUGUUACCAGCUUUGAAGCACGCUCUAAAGCAGAUCAAAGGAGACAAGAGAGAGAAACAUCCAAAUCACAUACCUCAUGCAGAAGCCAGCCCCGCACCUGCUGGUGAUACAUGGGACAAAAGCUAUAAGACGGCAUAUGAAGGAGCAGAAGAGACAAAAGAAGCUGGCUGUUCUUGUACUCACUAAAAAGCUUCUCCACUCAGUGAAUCAAACCCCAAGCGAAUGUAAAACCUUUUGAGAAGUUUUGUGUUUUUACUGAGUUUCAUGAAACCCAAAACUAUAAGGUGCUAAAGACAUUGUUGUAAGCUUUGUAAUAAAGUGUCCUUUGUGUAAAAAUGCCUGCACCCUAAUGAGAAAAAUAAAAUUUGUUGGA
Molecule: messenger RNA, 2244 nt
Organism: Eruca vesicaria subsp. sativa (arugula)
Lineage: Eukaryota; Viridiplantae; Streptophyta; Magnoliopsida; Brassicales; Brassicaceae
Source: the annotation of a GenBank genome assembly